UUUAACUAACCCCUCUGUAAAAAAGUGAAGUAACCGCUUGUGUAUUGAAACAAAAGCGCUCGCUCAGUUAUCACGACUGACGAACUUCGACAUAUAAACCUGUCGCGAGGGAGAGAGGAUGAGCAGAGGAUUGUUCGGUUCUUUUGGAACUAUCGUAAAGCGUUCAAAAAGGUGCGAAAACUUAUAUUAAAGAGAGCAACAGUGUGAUGGACAUCAACAUGAACAUUGACUGUUUAUCACAGACUUCCCUUGUCUUCCUGACCUUCCUGCAGCAAAGCCCAUGUGUCAACAAUGAACUUCAGAGAGAGGUGGAUUAUUUAAACCAUAAGAUAAAACUGCAUGGUCUUGGGCUUGACUCUGACAUAGAAACUGAUGGUCUACUGGAAACAGAUGGACACUCGAUUAACAGAAGUCUACUGCUGGACUUUGCUCCUCAAGCCGAGUAUGCAUUACCAGAAGCACAAGCAGUGAGCGAGGUGGCUGCUGAACUUGUCAGAAUUGCAGAUGAUUUUAAUGACAGCAUUGUAUCUCAAGCUGCAGAGCGUCUGAACAAGAAGCUCAGAAACGCUUCUAAGCUGAGCUGGUUGGACUACUUGUCAGAAGGUGUCGACAGCGUACUGACUGAAGUACAAGGUGGGCACAAUGACAGGAUCGUAAUGGCAGUCACUUUCUCCCUGGUAAAGGCGGUGUGUGAGCGGACACCUCGUUAUCUUUGUGACCUCUGCAACGUCUUGAUGCGGUACAACUUCCGAAAAUCUCGGUGAUUCUCUCCCGUUUCCGUCUUCAAGUUUCCGUAUCUGUCAAACGUUUGUGUCUUAAAGGGAAAAUAAUCUGUUAUGCUUGUGCUGUUCAUUUUGAAUGAUAUUCAAAUAAAGUAGGAACCCUAGUGAAUUGGUACUGCAGUUGGGAUUCAGGUUCGAGUAACUGCUGUUACGUUUGACCUGGAUAAAGUUUCUGAGAGGAUGUUACCAUCUGCUCAUGUUUAAAAUGUUUACGGAUUACUCAUAGGUCUUAAUAUAGACUGUGUGUUUGUUUUUGUCUCUGUAGAGUAGUUGCAGUGCAUUUUCAUUGUGCGUUAGUGUCAAAUAUGAAAUGAUAAUCCCCCCCAAUCUAGUCGUGUCCAGUUACCCUGAUUGCGUCCUCUAUACUGAUUCGACCCUUCAGCGUUGACUGAGGACGCCUCUCAACUGACAUACGCCCCCUCCGGCACGUACAGUCAAUACAGACUGCAUUUUUCACCUGCACGAGUCGAGUUCAUACACUUGACGGGCACUGUGUACGGAGGGCCACACCCCCAUCAGCAUUAUUCCUCAGCCCUGUGCAGGUGCCACAGUUGCACCUGUUAUGAGGACCUAUGAUUUGACUUUCUUACCCUCUAACCCUGAACAACAGCCAAUCGUUGUUCAUGCUGCCGCCCAGCCCAGUCGGAAAGACAGAGCUGAGAUUCGAUACGAUGUAUCCGAAACCCCAACUCUGGUGCGCUAGCAUACUUUACCGCUGCGCCACCUGAGCGGCUGAAAUGAUCAUCCUUAAAGUAGACUGAAAGUAAAUAAUUGUCUGUUUAAAGCUGUCUGAUCUGAACUUGCAUUGCACUGAAUGUGUUCCAAAAAAGAUUUUUUUUUUUUUACAUACAAUCUAAUUGUAACUUUCAGUUGUUGUUUCUAAAAUAAACACAAAAUGGACAAAA
Molecule: messenger RNA, 1687 nt
Organism: Trichomycterus rosablanca
Lineage: Eukaryota; Metazoa; Chordata; Actinopteri; Siluriformes; Trichomycteridae
Gene: bida
Product: BH3 interacting domain death agonist
Exons: 4
Coding region: 207-764 (185 amino acids)
Biological process (GO): positive regulation of release of cytochrome c from mitochondria; positive regulation of intrinsic apoptotic signaling pathway; apoptotic mitochondrial changes
Cellular component (GO): mitochondrion; cytoplasm; cytosol
Source: RefSeq, a predicted model, not a curated record